This is a messenger RNA of Paramuricea clavata, 420 nucleotides long. The record is from the annotation of a GenBank genome assembly. NCBI's taxonomy places the organism in Eukaryota, Metazoa, Cnidaria, Anthozoa, Malacalcyonacea, Plexauridae.
AUGCAUGAUGCACGUAUACUUGGAGAGUCAGGCUUGAUGCAAGACCUCAGGCAGGAUGCAUUUGCACCAGACGGCACCCCAUUAUGUCUAUAUGGUGACCCAGCCUACCCAUUGAGGGUCCACCUCCAGCAACCAUUCCGAAAUAAUGCCGAAUUAACAGAAGAUAUGAGGCAAUAUAACAAGGCAAUGAGCAGUGUACGAGUCAGUGUGGAAUGGUUAUUUGGAGAAAUAACCAACUAUUUUAAGUUUGUAGAUUUUAAGCAACAACUUAAAAUACGGUUAAGUCUUAUUGGGAAAAUUUACAUUGUAUCUGCCAUAUUGCAAAAUAGUUUAGCUUGCUUGUAUGGUAACAUUGUAUCAGAAUAUUUUGAAAUCAACCCACCAACACUAGAAAACUACUUCUGGAGAGCUGAUGCAUAG